Molecule: messenger RNA, 159 nt
Organism: Phytophthora nicotianae INRA-310
Lineage: Eukaryota; Oomycota; Peronosporomycetes; Peronosporales; Peronosporaceae
Exons: 3
Coding region: 1-159 (52 amino acids)
Source: RefSeq, a predicted model, not a curated record
AUGGGCCUUGUCUAUCACUCCCGGGUUAUCCUUCGAACUACGUCUCUGCCUAAGUAUUGUCAAGAUCGCAUGCAUGCGACGGACUUUGGGAAGAACACAAUCUUUCGAGUGCUGCUGGCCAGGAACCUCAAUCCAGACACCGAUUUCGUCGAGGUGUAG